AAUAACAUGUAGAUCGAAUUCUACUGGGAAGCAAUUUGAUUUCAAGGCCUAACGUGUACCCGAGAUGUUUCCUUUUUCUAUACUUUUGAUGCGCGCCCACCAUCGGGCGGAAUUAGGGCGGGUCUAGGCGGAAUUAGGCAAGGAAAAUGCCUCACGCAGACGGCGCGCUACGGACAAUCGCUUAUGAUUUCGGGCGUAAGAAUGGCAUAGCUAGAUUUGCUAGAAUUUCGGCAACAAAUUGGUAUACAUUAGCGCCUGUAUAAUUCAUUUUCAGAGAAGUUAUCUGAGAAAAACUGCCCAUCGGGCGGAAACCGGGCAGGGUACGGUACGUCCCUAUAUAUAUACGACAGGUGCAGCAGCAAAUUCAUUCCGCAGUCGGUAAACGUGGAUUUAAGUCUAACCCCUCAAAACACAACAGAGGACAAUUCAAUUUUACAUCGUUUUCAACAUUAGCAGAGACUGCAAAAGUGAUGGCCAAUCUUCAGCGAGUUUUUGUUGUCGGAGUGGGCAUGACGAAGUUCUUCAAGCCUGGCAAAGCCGAUGGAGACUUCCAUGACCUAGCCAAGCAAGCUGGCCAGGCAGCCCUCAAGGAUGCUGGACUACCUUUUGAUGCAGUGGAACAGGCCGUCUGCGGAUAUGUCUAUGGGGAUACGACAUGCGGACAGAGGGCUGUGUAUGAGAUCGGUAUGACAGGCAUUCCCAUCUAUAAUGUUAACAAUGCGUGCUCUACAGGUUCCACUGCGCUGUUCCUGGCCAAGCAGCUGUUAGAGGGUGGAAGAGCAAACUGCGUCAUGGCACUGGGUUUUGAGAAGAUGCAGAGGGGUUCUUUAACUUUACAGUAUGAAGAUCGCGCUAAUCCCAUGCAGAAGUUUGUUGAGGUGAUGUCUGAGCUUUAUGAGAUUACCCCAUCCCCUAUGGCUGCUCAGUUAUUUGGAAAUGCAGGGAGAGAGCACAUGCAGAAAUUUGGAAGCACGCCAGAACACUUGGCCAAGAUCGCAUACAAGAACCACAAGCAUUCAACCAACAACCCUAAUUCCCAAUUCCAGAAGGAGUACUCCAUGGAUGAGAUCCGAAACUCUCCAAAGGUCUAUGAACCACUCACAAGAUUGGAGUGCUGCCCUACUUCAGAUGGAGCUGCAGCGGCCAUCUUGUGCACCGAAGACUUUGUGAUCCAACAUGGUCUGCAAGGUCAAGCGGUUGAGAUCAUGGGCAUGACCAUGGCAACGGAUAAACCAAACACGUUUGAAGACAAGAGCUCCAUGAAACUGGUUGGAUAUGACAUGACAAAGCGAGCUGCAGAAACACUGUUCAGCAAGGCUGGAGCUAGUGUGGCAGAUGUUGACGUGGUUGAACUACACGACUGUUUCGCAGCCAAUGAACUCAUCACGUACGAAGCCCUGGGACUCUGCCCUGAAGGUAAAGCUGGAGAGUUCAUUGACAGUGGUGAUAACACGUAUGGAGGAAAGUUUGUGGUCAACCCAAGUGGAGGUCUAAUCUCAAAGGGACAUCCUCUAGGAGCUACAGGUCUAGCCCAGUGUGCUGAGCUUUGUUGGCAGCUACGAGGCAAGGCAGAUAAGAGACAGGUAGAGGGAGCCAAACUAGCCUUGCAGCAUAACAUCGGACUCGGAGGGGCAGCAGUGUGUGCAUUGUACAGGAUGGGUUUCCCAGACCAAGGCAGACCAAGGUAUAACCUUCAGGCCAACCUAACAGCAGCAGAGGUGUUCAAGUGUGAAGCUGUCUUCAAAGAAAUCGAGAAUGCUCUCAAAGUU
Molecule: messenger RNA, 1769 nt
Organism: Strongylocentrotus purpuratus (purple sea urchin)
Lineage: Eukaryota; Metazoa; Echinodermata; Echinoidea; Camarodonta; Strongylocentrotidae
Product: non-specific lipid-transfer protein
Molecular function (GO): acyltransferase activity, transferring groups other than amino-acyl groups
Source: RefSeq, a predicted model, not a curated record